AAAUAGAUGGAUAGUUCGCCGGAACUGAUCCGCUGAGGUUCCAGGAGCGGCCGGUGACAUCAUAUUGAGCGGCGUGGUGGUGAGGUCAUGAAGUGUGAGAAGUCGGGGCGGCAUCAUCGGAGGAGAGUCUUAGUGUACCGUCCUUCCCCUGAGGAUUCUUCCAGCACAUUACCGUCCUUACAAAGAACAGGGCUUCAGCCCGAGGUCAGCCUUACCCAUGGGAAUCCAACGGAGCACAGAACCAGAAGCAAGAGAGUCCAGAGGACCGGUCCCUCUACCUCCCCAUGUGAAAGAGAAAACAAAAACAUACUCCGUCCAGGGCUUAGGGAUGCCUCCCAGGAGAUGGAGUCUCUACACAUGCAAUCUGACAGAGCAACCUGUAGCGAGGAGUGGACCCUGUGCAGCAGACUAAGGCCGGAGGGAGUAGGAGGCCACACGGAUGGAUCUGAAGAGGGUGCAUUCCAUACUCCGCCUUCAUGUUUCCCCGCUGUUCCUGGCCCCUCUACUCAUUCCUCACAAAUCCCUUCCCUGCCUUUACUUCUGCCUCCUCCCUCUGAACCAUCAUCUAAGUUACAAAGCUGGAGACUGGUCCCUCUUCUGCACAAUGUGCGUUCCAAACUGGAAAGCUUUGCUGAGAUAUUUCUCAGUCCCGUUAAGGGACGUAGGGACACCACCGCUGAACAAAUGGAGGAGAAAAUGGUGGAAGAUAAAGCAUUAGCUGCACCCCAGGAUAGAGGAGAACACAGAGAAACUAGAAAGGAAUCUCCAAAACCAGUAGUAGAUUUGAGUCCAAGGAGAAUGGGUUUGAGGUCUCUGUGUUUGACAGAUAACGGGGAAAAACAGAGUGGACCUUCAGGAGGUCUUGAGUGUUGUAAAGCUCAUCCAGCAGAACCUCUAGUAGGGCAUGAGAGUUAUGAGGCUGAACAAGGACUUCAUGGAGGGCAUGAGAGUUAUGAAGUUGAACAAGGACCUCAUGGAGGGCAUGAGAGUGCUGAGGCUGAACAAGGACCUCUAGGAGGGCAUGAGAGUAAGGCUGAACAAGGAGCUCAUGGAGGGCAUGAAUGUUGUAAGGUGGGACGUGGGUCUGAACACAGUGAAACAACGGAAAGAGAAAAGAUUUUGGGAAACCUUUUGGAGAAGUCUGCAGAGAGAGACUCUGGGAUCUAUAUUGAGGAUUGUAGUAAGGAGACAGAUCCUCCAGUGUCUGAAAGCAGCAUGAACAUUCAGCUAAAAAUUGCUGUUUCCAGUGCAGUGCCUACACUGUGUCGCCCCCCACUUCAACGUUGCCUAUCCUGUCCCACUUUGUCCCCGUCUCUUGCACUGCUUCCUCAUUGCUCAUCUGUUCCUCGGGGGAGGAGUCACAGUCUGGGCACAGGGGAAGACAGCAGAAAGUCCUGCCCACACACCCUUGCACAGCACAAUGCAUCCUCCAGGCCCAGGAUAAGAAGGCACAGUUUAGGCACAGUAGAGGAGUACAGACACUGGCCAUUAUUCCCUUUGUCUUUUUCUUGCCUGAAGAAGGAGCUGCAUCCUUUUCUCCUCUGCCACUCCAAUAUUGGGAAACAAUACCAUCUUGGCCACCUGAUGGCACAACACAGCCCUGAAAAUUCAUUACACAGUGAGCACUCCCUUCAUAGUCCCACCAGGAGUGAUAAUGGGUUGGAAAAAAUCUUCUUUACCAGCCCAGCUCACAGCAGAACCGAAUCGCAAACAGAAGCUUCACUGUCUGAUUCUGAGCUCAAGGACCCAGAAAGCUGGAAAGGCACCAAAGCCGGAAAAGUCUCCAACUUCCAAAUCCGAAAAAGACCCAUGAGGCAAGAGGGAAACUUAACACCAAUGGGUCUUCCCAAGCGUAUAAGGUUACAGAAGGAAGAAUUCAGCCUGGAAGAGAUCUACACAAAUAAAAAUUAUCAUACACCUACUGAGAAAAGGACAUUUGAGACCAUAUUUGAGGAACCAGUAAUGAAGGGGGGGAACCUGGUUUUGACAAGUCACCGUCCAUUGAAGCGAGUUAUUGUAUUUCGGGACUGUACUGUUGCCCCUCGUAGGCGCAAGAGAAAAGGGAAAGGUGGGGGGAGGGGGCGUAGAGGAGCCCCAAACACACAGGGAGACAAAGUUAACGUUGAUCUGUUGCUGCAGCACAAGCUGAGCCAACUGGAGGCUGAACUGGAGGAAGAAAUGAGCUGAGAGCAGCAACUCUGCAAAUCUCAUGUCUUACGGUUACUCCCUGACUACACAAUUGCUUCAUAUACUGUAGGUCAACUUUAAGAAAGAAACACUACUACUUACUUUGAUAGCAAAAAAACCCUCUGCUCCGGUCCACAAGCACCCCAUUGGUGACGUUAUCCGUCAAUAUGUAGGAGAUAUGGCUCCACCCCCAUCCUUACAUACAAGGGAAGCCGCCUCCCCCGUCUCUACUCCAUCCAGCCGUCCGCAAGUUCUUGCCCUUGUGAAUUGUACAUAGAUUUUCUGGAGAUUUGUUACAAGAUAGAGCAUCAUUUUAUAUCUAUAAAUAAAGUAUACUGAAGGUUGAAGAGCACACAGGAGAAGCAAGAAGAGUCCAGCAUUCCUCUGGCACUGCACUGAGCUUUUUGGGUGUUCUGUAGUUAUAAUAUUUACAGUAUUAGGAAACAGAAAAAAUAAUGCAUUAUAAAAUAUUGAUGUUUAUGCUUC
This is a messenger RNA of Xenopus laevis (African clawed frog), 2673 nucleotides long. It is a transcript of the gene prr14.L, whose product is annotated as proline rich 14 L homeolog. The record is from RefSeq and is a predicted model, not a curated record. The transcript is spliced from 9 exons. The coding region runs from base 88 to 2187 and encodes 699 amino acids. Lineage: Eukaryota; Metazoa; Chordata; Amphibia; Anura; Pipidae.